Molecule: messenger RNA, 819 nt
Organism: Bipolaris maydis ATCC 48331
Lineage: Eukaryota; Fungi; Ascomycota; Dothideomycetes; Pleosporales; Pleosporaceae
Source: RefSeq, a predicted model, not a curated record
AUGAGCCAAUCGUCUCAGAGUCAAGAUCCUUCCAGAAGUACUCCAGGCUCUGCGCUACAAGUCUGCCUAGAAAAUGAGGGCAUGCCUCUUGGAGAUGGCUUUACCAUCAUCAACCAUAUUAUCAAAUAUAAGACUCAAGGAUAUAUAACCGAUGUAAUCUGGCGACGCAAGAGGACCUCUUUAAUGCACGAAUACCUUCUAUUUUGUGUGGUUCUUCCACAUGGCGAAGAGCGCUCCUGGAUUAGACUCGAGCGCAUGGGAGACAUUGCUGGAUCCAAGAUGGCCGAAAGGAAACGUGCAGGCCUCAAAAUCAAUUUUGCCCCGUCAGAAAGCGCCCUUGGAUGCACAGACGAUAAGGAUAUCGCGCAAAUCAGCUUCGAGAGGGACACAAGUCUCUUGCGACCGCAAUACCCAACACUGAUAGAUCUCGCAAAUUUCGUUGUCAUUCUUCAUGAUGAGGUGCCGGAUUAUUCCCUCCUACAUCACAACUGUUGGUGGCUGGCACGAACUGUGUUCCGACUUUUGGUGUUGGAAUUCUUUCCAAGCGACACGCAAAAGAUGCCACUUUUGGCGACCUGUAGCAUGCGGCAUUUGAAGCAUAUCGAGGCCCCCUAUCACUCCCCAAAGCGUGGCCGACUUGUUCGAGGUGGCUUGCUUAUUGUUACAAUUCCAGUCUUUCCCAUUGCCUGGCCAAUCAUUAUAGGAGGGACUUUGUUCAUUGCCGGGCGCAGUCAUUACGUUUUGAGAACGACAGAGAACAAGGUGGAUUCUAGGGUCAAAGAAUACAUGGAGAAAAAGCCCUCGUUCCAGAAGCCUUGA